AUGAGCCUCAACCUCCCCACGAGGAGGUUAGCCUCGUCCGCUCCCUCGACCCUCCAGUCCAUCGCCCGACCGGUUCCUCGAUCCUUCGUCUUGCCCCUCCGCCCGGUUACCCAAGUACGAAACAAAUGGAGCUUUGGUGGUCUCUUUGGUGGCCGUCGUAGUGGCCGCGGCAGCACCGAUGACCUUAUGACGGGAGGAGAGAACCUUGACGAUCCCAAAGUCCGUCAGCGCUUCGCCCAGCAGCAACAACCCCAGCUUUCCAGCUCCAUCUUUGAGGAGGAGGUCGACGAUGCCGUUUCCGAAGGAAAGAAGGGUUCUAAAGCCGACAUGGGACAGGCUUCUUUGAAGACGCCCGAGACAACUGCCUGGCGACUCGACCCCGAUCCGCGAAGCCGUCUCCGCUGGGAGAGAAAGAAGGUCAUUCAGAUGGUCCGCCGCAACGGCCGCGUCAGUCGUUCAGAGCGCAUUGCGCAAACCGAGAAGGAGCUCGCGCACAAGAGUCCCUUCUUGGAAACCAGCGUCAAGAAGCUCGUGCAUCUGGCACGUCAGAUUCAGGGCAAGACGCUCGAGGAGGCGGUUUUGCAGAUGUCGUACUCCAAGAAGAAGAUGGCGGCCGAGGUCAAGUACCAACUGGAGGAGGCGCGGGAUCUGGCAGUUGUUACGCGUGGCAUGGGCAUCGGUCCCGGCAAGGCUAAGAGACAGGGUGAGGGUGCGGAUACGAAACCUAUCAAGAUCCAGACCAAGGACGGCAAGACUUUGACCGUCGAAGACCCAACGAGACUAUACGUUGCUCAGGCCUGGGUCGGAAGAGGGCCUUGGCGAUCAAAGGAGCUCGACUACAAGGGCAGAGGCAGAUUCGGCAUCAUCCAGUCGCCGUCCACUAGCAUUUCGGUCGUGUUGAAGGAGGAGAAGACGAGGAUACGGGAGUACAACGAGAAGCUCGCCAAGCAGGCGCGGAGGAAGCCCUGGGUUCAUUUGCCUGACCGGCCCGUGACGGCCCAGAGACCCUACUACUCAUGGUAG
Colletotrichum spaethianum is the source of this 1023-nucleotide messenger RNA. Its product is annotated as 54S ribosomal protein L22, mitochondrial. The transcript has 3 exons. Gene Ontology annotation, molecular function: structural constituent of ribosome. Gene Ontology annotation, cellular component: ribosome; mitochondrial large ribosomal subunit. Lineage: Eukaryota; Fungi; Ascomycota; Sordariomycetes; Glomerellales; Glomerellaceae. Gene Ontology annotation, biological process: ribosome assembly; translation. The record is from RefSeq and is a predicted model, not a curated record. The coding region runs from base 1 to 1023 and encodes 340 amino acids.